Messenger RNA from Trypanosoma cruzi, 420 nucleotides. RefSeq lists its product as uncharacterized. The coding region runs from base 1 to 420 and encodes 139 amino acids. Lineage: Eukaryota; Euglenozoa; Kinetoplastea; Trypanosomatida; Trypanosomatidae. The record is from RefSeq and is a predicted model, not a curated record. The transcript has a single exon.
AUGAUGCAACGCAGUUUCUUUCGGCUGGCAGGGCGCAGCGGGGCCUUUGCGUUAUGCGGGACGCUGCGGAGCCCACCGUCUACGGGCACUGCCACCGUGCAGGAGAAUAGCCCCAAGGCAUUCAAGAUGCAGCCGAUGCAGCCCCAUUCGCGUUCCACACACAUGUACGAGACGAGUGCAAAGGGAGGCGAAGUGGGUGCCCGAAACGAGGCCGCCUGCAUGAAUUACGAAGCAUUCCAACCAACGGACCUUAACGGCAUGCUGGCAAUGCCACACACAAUCAAUUUGCUGACAAUCACGCCGAUUUACUGCUUUCUUGUAUGCCUUGCCAGCGUGGCAUGGGGGAUCUUCUACUGGGAUUUGUACUGCCGCCGCACCUACGAGACGGUCCUCAUUGCCCGGCCGGAAUCUUUGCGCUGA